AUGGAGCUGGAUGAGGCCCCCGAGGCUGGCACACACCCAGGAAGGGCUGAGUGGACCAAGGAUGCAGAGGAUGAACCCUUGGAGAUGCAGGGCCUGCUGGCCCAGCUUGAGACCCUCGAUCCCAACCUCUGCGACCACUCACCUGCGUCAGAGCAGGGACCGCUUCCCUCCUUGAGCACUGGCAUGGCCCCUCGGGGCUGGGAGACACGGCCCUGCUGUGCCCAGCGCUCAGCCUGCUCCCGGCCCUGCCAUGGCCUGCUCUUUGCCGAGGCCAACAGGGAGGACUUGCUGAGCCUCUUGUGCUACGAGGGGGGGCUGCCCGAGGCCAGUGCCGAGACACCCUUGGCCCGUGCCAACGUCCUGGCUGGGACCAACCUGGAGAUGCUGUGGGCUCAUGAGGAACUGGCUGCUGUGGAGAAGCCUGAAGGGCUGGUGAGGCCGGAGAGCUCAGAGGAAGGACCUUCUGGUAGCUGGUAUUAUGGAGAGCUCGACUCCACCUGCAAGAGCAAACAGGGCGGUUCCCCAGAGCCGGCCUGGAUGGCCCUGGCUCCCGCUCCAGCCCCGGAGGCAGAGCAGUCACCCCAAGGCAGUGUGACUAACAGGGAACCCCCAUCCUCCUGCUCAGCCUUCAAAGAGGUUCCAGGCCCUUGCGACCCAGAGGAUCUGCUGGAUGGUGUGAUUUUUGGGGCAAAGUACCUGGGCUCCACACAGCUGGUCUCGGAGAGGAACCCCCCAACCAGUGUCCGCAUGGCGCAGGCCCAGGAGGCGGUGGACAGGAUCAAGGCACCAGAGGGGGAGUCUCAGCCCAUGACAGGGGUGGAUCUGUUUGUCUCCACGCAAAGGAUCAAGGUGCUCACAGCUGACACACAGGAGGCCAUGAUGGAUCACUCCCUCCAGACCAUCUCCUACAUAGCUGACAUCGGCUCCCUCGUGGUGCUCAUGGCGCGCCGGAAACUGCCUCAGCGGUCAGAGGGGGCAGAGGAGAAGCGGCUCUACAAGAUGAUCUGCCAUGUCUUUCACUCAGCUGAUGCCGAGAUCAUCGCUCAGGCUAUUGGGCAGGCGUUCGGCGUCGCCUACCAGCGCUUCCUGGAGGCUAACAGCAUCGACCCGAGUGAGCUGAGCCCUCGCCAGUACAGCCGUGCCCUCGAGGACCAGGAGCAAUACAAUGCGGAGUUGACCCACUUCUCCCAGCAGGAGAACUGCAAGGAUGUCUGCAUCCAGAAGCAGAAGGGGGAGAUCCUGGGCAUCGCCGUUGUGGAGUCGGGCUGGGGCUCCAUCCUGCCCACAGUGGUCAUUGCUAACCUGAUGCAUGGGAGCCCCGCGGAGAGGUCUGGCGAGCUGAGCAUCGGGGACCGCCUCGUGUCCGUCAACGGGACGAGCCUGGUGGGGCUGCCCCUCCCCACCUGCCAGAGCAUCAUCCGGGAGCUGAAGCGCCAGACUGAGGUGACACUGAACAUAGUGCACUGUCCCCCUGUCACCACAGCUGUCAUCCGGCGCCCGGACUCCAAGUACCAGCUGGGCUUCUGCGUUGAGAAUGGCGUGAUCUGCAGCCUGAUGCGUGGGGGCAUCGCAGAGAGAGGUGGCAUCCGCGUGGGGCACCGCAUCAUAGAGAUCAACGGACAGAGCGUGGUGGCAACGCCCCAUGAGAAGAUCAUCCAGAUCCUCACUCAGGCAGUCAGUGAGGUCCACAUCAAGACCAUGCCGGCCUCCACGUAUCGCUUACUGACCGGGCAGGAGCAGCCCAUCUUCCUCUGA
This is a messenger RNA of Eurypyga helias (sunbittern), 1755 nucleotides long. RefSeq names its product amyloid beta (A4) precursor protein-binding, family A, member 3 (gene APBA3). The coding region runs from base 1 to 1755 and encodes 584 amino acids. Gene Ontology annotation, biological process: chemical synaptic transmission. Gene Ontology annotation, cellular component: cytoplasm; plasma membrane; dendritic spine. Gene Ontology annotation, molecular function: amyloid-beta binding; protein binding. The transcript is spliced from 11 exons. The record is from RefSeq and is a predicted model, not a curated record. NCBI's taxonomy places the organism in Eukaryota, Metazoa, Chordata, Aves, Eurypygiformes, Eurypygidae.